Macrosiphum euphorbiae (potato aphid) is the source of this 450-nucleotide messenger RNA. NCBI's taxonomy places the organism in Eukaryota, Metazoa, Arthropoda, Insecta, Hemiptera, Aphididae. The record is from the annotation of a GenBank genome assembly.
AUGCUAAGUUUGGAGUCUGUUAAAAAUGACCUUACAUUUAUUCAAUCUCAUUUUUUUAUACUAGUGAAAAGUAUAAAAAAUUUGGAACGUUCUAGUUUAACUUUGUGUGAUUCUAUUCAAAUAGUAAAUAAUGUUAUUUUGGCGAUGGAAAAAGUACCAGGACAACAGGGAAAAAUAAUUCAAGAAAAAUUGUUAUAUUUAAUUGAAAAAAAUGUUGGAUUCCAAACCGCGAAGCAGAUAACAACAAUUUUGUCAGGUAAAGAAAACAGUAUUAUGCCAUCUAAUUUAACUCCUUCUAUGUGUUCAUGUAUGAAGUAUGCACCGAUAACUUCGGUGGAUGUAGAAAGGUCUUUUAGUACGUAUAAGUCAAUUCUAACUGAAAAAAGAACUUCCAUGACAUCAGAAAAUAUGGAAAAAUAUAUUAUUGUUCACUGUUAUGAAAAUUAUUAA